Coturnix japonica (Japanese quail) is the source of this 4063-nucleotide messenger RNA. RefSeq names its product reticulocalbin 1 (gene RCN1). Gene Ontology annotation, molecular function: calcium ion binding. Lineage: Eukaryota; Metazoa; Chordata; Aves; Galliformes; Phasianidae. Gene Ontology annotation, cellular component: endoplasmic reticulum. The record is from RefSeq and is a predicted model, not a curated record.
CGGUGGCAGCGGGGUAUGGGCGGCGGGGCGGGGCGGUGCCCGGCGGUGCUGCUGCUGGCGCUGCCGCUGCUGGCGCUGCCGGGCGGGCUGUGCAAACCGACGGCGUGGCAGGAGCGGGCGCGGCCCGGCACCGCGCAGCAGCACGAGGAUGCGCCGGGCUUCCAGUACGACCACGAGGCCUUCCUGGGCAAGGAGGAGGCGCGGAGCUUCGACCAGCUCAGCCCGGAGGAGAGCCAGGAGCGGCUGGGGAAGAUUGUGGAUAGAAUAGAUGAAAACCAAGAUGGCUAUCUCACGACAGAGGAACUGAAAAACUGGAUUAAACGGGUACAGAAACGCUAUAUCUAUGAAAACGUCGCUAAAGUUUGGAAAGACUAUGAUACAAACAAGGACAAUAAAAUCACCUGGGAAGAGUACAAACAAGCUACCUAUGGUUAUUAUCUAGAAAAUCCAGAAGAAUUCCAAGAUGCAACAGAUCGGCACAGCUUUAAGAAAAUGCUGCCCAGAGAUGAAAGGCGAUUCAAAACUGCAGAUCUGGAUGGAGACUUGGCUGCCACUCGUGAAGAAUUCACUGCUUUCCUUCACCCAGAGGAAUUUGAGCACAUGAAAAACAUCGUUGUCUUAGAAACUUUAGAAGACAUAGACAAAAAUGAGGAUGGCUUUGUGGAUCAGGAUGAGUACAUUGCUGAUAUGUUUGCAAAUGAAGAGGGUGGACCUGAGCCUGACUGGGUGACUACAGAGCGUGAACAGUUUUCAGAUUUCCGUGACCUCAAUAAGGAUGGAAAGAUGGACAAAGAGGAGAUUCAGCACUGGAUUCUCCCACAAGACUACGAUCACGCACUAGCUGAAGCCAGACAUUUAGUCUAUGAAUCAGAUGUCGAUAAGGAUCAAAAACUAACAAAAGAGGAGGUUUUAGACAACUGGAAUAUGUUUGUUGGAAGUCAAGCUACUAAUUACGGGGAAGACCUCACAAGAAACCAUGAUGAACUAUGAUAUAAGUAUACCAAGCAGCGUGCCACAGGCCUUUUCUUCAUUUUACUGAAUCUAUCACAUUCAUCCCCUUUUGGGGGAUGAUGAACAAGGGACACACUCAAAACUGAAUGACAUGCGUAUAUUUUUAACAUGGCAGUUUAUUACCUCAGAAACUACAUAGAAGUAGGGUUUGUAUUAUUAUUAUUAUUUUCUUCACAAGGUUAAAUACUAUAUCUAAUUAUACAGUUCUAUUCUGGGAGAAAAAUGGUAAUGUUUCUUAGUAGGUUUGAUCUGGGAAAGGCACUUAAAAUAUAAUUCCAAGGAUGCAGCUAUGCUUAGAACAAAACCUACUUUUUCAAUAGUCUAAGUUGUUUAGUCAUCAUUUCUAAUAGCGUUUGAAAUCAUAAAAUGACUUAGAUUGGAAGGGACCUUGAAGAUCAUCUAGCUCCAGCUCCCUGCUGUGGGAUCAGAUCAUACCAGACCAGGCUGUCCAGGGCCCUAUCCAGUCUGGUAUUGGAACACCUCCAGGGAUCAGGCAUCUAGAAACAUCUGUACUUACAGUUUUACCCUUAUAUACAGAUGUUUGACAAGAUCCACAGCCUUUUUGUCUGCGUUGCAUUUUUCUGUCCCAGUUGGGCUGAAGGAGACCUAUAGGUCAUAGAUUUACAAGUGCAACGUGUGCAAUUGGCCCUUCUCCCUAAUCCCCACUGCAGUGCAGAAGAAGCACAUGUGGCCCAACACCCACGCUGGCAUUCUACAGCAAGAGUUGUGGUGUUCAGACUGACAGCUGCUCCUUCUGACAACAGAGUAACAUACAUUGUUUGUGGGCUGUUACAGUGUUUCCUGGAAGGAAUUAUGCCACAUGGAGAAUAAUUUAUCUCACGCUUUUCGCACUUUACCCAAGCCAUACUCUUGUUCACACAGUGUGAAUGGCAGCAGAUCUAUGAUGGAGAAAGAACGAGACAUAUCACCCCCCUGGGCCUUCAGUUUUCUGUACCACACACGGGGACAGAUUCAUGUGGCUAACGUCCUAGUUUGUAUGUAUGUACGUAUAAAUACGUGUUACUGAAGCAACUACAUGGAGACAGCUUUCCUUCCAAAGAAGGGAGUAAGCUUUCCACACAGGUGCUUUCUUUUUUACUGUAUAAUGUGAGCAGUAACAUGUAUAUUUUUGUAUACCUAACUCAGAUAAGUAUGGUUGGUUUUAAAUGUACUAUUUUUAAAACAAGCAUCAUAAAACCACAACUUUUUGAUACUAUGAAGGUGCAAUAACACUAAUACAGACCAGCCUAGAGCAAUGAUGUGAAGCCUUUUGUGCCAGUAGUUCAGCCUGAAGCACUAGUUCAUCAUCUACAAACAGCAGCUGGAUGUAUGGCACCAAACUUUUCUUCUUUGCUUCAUUAAAAAAAAGCUAGAAAUAUGUUGAGUGUACAUUUUUACUAUUGCUAGAACCUGUUCUGAAUGCUAAGGUCACGUAAGAACAGUGGUUAAAUACUUGCAGUUGAAGAUAGUUCUGUAUUACACUCUGGCAUAGAUUCCUUGCCUUUGUUAGCGUAACUAUUAAGCUUCUAGUGUGCACCUACAGCAUUGCCAGCAAGGUCUCCUGAAAGUCCCUACCUCUUCUGCUAACGUAGAGUAGGACAGAUGUCAUAAGACAUAGAUGGUGUUUGCUCUCCCAGUAAUUCCACGUCAAAGUAUUGCCUAAAAGCAGUGUUAUCUGAGAAGCAAUAAAAUUGUAUCUUGCCACACAUAAAAAAUUAUCUUUUUUUUUGUUAUUAUUUGGACUUGGAAAGGUUUGCUGUACUGAAUAGUCCUAACAACCUUGAUAACUUCUGUUUUCUAGCAGCCCUUUCAUACUAGAGCUUGAGAUCUUUGUAUUUUAGUACAGAAUUGCUGUGCUUUCUCUGCACUUGGAUCAUCUUCUGCUGUCUCAGGAAAUAAUACCUUAAAAGACCUCAGAAAAAAAGCUUGUUUCCUACUACUAAAACUACAGCUCAGACUAGAUAGGAAGCCAAGGGUUUUCACUGGAGCCCAAGGGAAGGUUGUUUGGUAAGUCUUGUUGAAAUUCAGUGGGAGUUGGGUGCUGAGACACUAAGCAUCGUUGCCUACAGCUAAACAUGACACUUCCAAAUCCACUGUGUUCUAUCCCAACAAAAAAAACUGCAUCUGAGCUUUGACAGGCAAUCACGUUUUCUUCCACAUUACUCAUGGAAUUUGGAAUAAAAUUAGCAUCAAAUGAGAAAGAGAUCAUAUUCCUUUGUUUGUUCUCAAUUUCUAUUAAUGAUUGGAAUAUAUUGGGUAUUUUCCAGUAUAAAACUAUGUAAAUAAUAAUACUGAAAUCAGAUGAGUUACAGGACUUGGAAAUUUAGGCCAAUUGUAUUUACAGGGCUUUAUUUUUUUUUUUUGUAUGUUUGUUUUUUUACAAGAAGAAUGGUACUCAGAACAUGCCCAGCUAUGAAUAAGGCAAACAUGCCAGUUAAAAUGAAAUUCAAGCCAAUCAAGUUAUCAAUCAUUCUAAGUAUAAUGGAGUCACAUUAAGAGCAUUUUGAUAAAGCAGAGUACAAAAACAUAUUUUAGAGAACGACUUAUCAUUGAUGUGAUUUCAUUCUAGAGGCAACCUCCUUUGUGUAGCUCUUCAUAGUGUUUCACUUACCAACAUUCAGCAACACGCAGUAUAUUUUGUGCACUAAAUUUUCCUUUCAAGCUCAAUGCACUAUGGAAGAGUAACUCAAAAAGAGACUAGAGCUUCUGGGUUUAAAUUUAACACUAUUUAAGGAAAGCAAACCUUUGCUAGGGGUUAUAACUGUUAACAUUGUGAUUUUUCAAGCCUAAGGUUUCUAAUGGGGUUUGACUGUUCCAGAGAUAAGAUUUUUUUUCCUAGGUAACAUAUUUCAAGUCAUAUUAUGAGCAAAUGUUACAAAAUUUUAGUGUAAUGUGAAAUACUGUAAUGUCAGAUAGCAUUAUUUAUCUGCUUAAUAUGACUAAACCCAUUAAUUGCUGGGAGCCAUGCUUCAUCCCAGCAACAUGAAAAUUCAUUUUGUGCCUAUCUUGUCAGUUAUUGCCUAUUUUCUUAAUGAAUAGUGACGUAGUGAAA